UGCCGGGAACAUUCUGGAUAGUCGCGAUAACUCCUAUAAAACCCUGAACUCACUGAAUUUCCCCAGUGCUUGAGCUUUCUUCCUCAAUCCAACUUUACCAUCUUCAGCUUUUGUAGGGUUCAGCGAUGGCCGACGGCUUAUUCGGCUCCCCUUUCAGGCGCUUCUUCUGGAGCCCUCCGAUUUUCCGAGAAUGGUCAGGAUCAACGGCUCUCAUGGAUUGGCUUGAAUCUCCGUCUGCCCAUGUCUUGAAAAUUAACGUGCCAGGGUUCACCAAAGAUGACAUAAAGGUGGAAAUUGAGGAUGGGAAUAUUUUGCAUAUCAAAAGUGAAGGUGGGAAAGAGGACCAUCAAGCGAAAGACUCUGUUUGGCAUGUGGCUGAGAGGGGGACAGGUAAGGGUGAGUUUUCUCGCGCAAUUGAAUUGCCAGAAAAUGUCAAGGUUGAUCAGAUUAAGGCACAGGUGGAAAAUGGAGUUCUCACUGUAAUAGUUCCUAAAGAUGCUCCAAAGUCGCCUAAAGUGCGAACCGUUAAUGUCACCAGCAAGCUUUGAACAAUGGAGUUAAUAGUGAGGGGGCAUAUUGUAAUCAGUUUUUAGAUAAUCAAAAUCUUAUCAUGUAAGCAAUUGCAUGUUGUAAUUAAAAACGAAGGGAUGAUCACCAAUAAAGAUUAGUCUUUAAAAUAGCACUUUGUCU
Molecule: messenger RNA, 690 nt
Organism: Neltuma alba
Lineage: Eukaryota; Viridiplantae; Streptophyta; Magnoliopsida; Fabales; Fabaceae
Product: 15.7 kDa heat shock protein, peroxisomal-like
Exons: 2
Coding region: 126-548 (140 amino acids)
Source: RefSeq, a predicted model, not a curated record